This is a messenger RNA of Plasmodium cynomolgi strain B, 2298 nucleotides long. RefSeq lists its product as hypothetical. Bases 1 to 2298 code for a protein of 765 amino acids. The transcript has 2 exons. NCBI's taxonomy places the organism in Eukaryota, Apicomplexa, Aconoidasida, Haemosporida, Plasmodiidae. The record is from RefSeq and is a predicted model, not a curated record.
AUGCCUCUGUUAAUGUACUUGGAUGGAAUGGCUGACAAGCUUAAGGGGUACCUACUCGUGAUUGUAAAAAAUGGCAAUUAUUAUUCGCUUCACUUGUGCCGCUCAUUAAAAGGGUUUAUCUCGAAGCGUGAUGACAAUUGCAGCAUUUUUGUCGGUCAGGUUAAGAAGCGGGAUUUGUCCGAGCCGCUUUCUUCGCUGAGGGGGGAGAGCAGCGUAGAUGUUGCUGAUAAUUUGAAACACGCCCACAUUGCGGAGAAGCCCCCCAGUGAACUGCACUCACUUAUCGGCUUUGAUGAGGAGGUGCACGGGGUUAAUGGCAUGUUGGAAGAGGGGACCCAUUACGAGGGCAUCCCCACACAGGGGACUUCGAAGGAGACAGAAAAUGAGCAUCCAGUUAUAGAGACUUCUCCUAAUGGAAACAUAGAGGAGCAAUCCUCAAGUGAUGACAUAAGAGUUGUCAUCGAUCUGUUCAACAAAGUAAACUCAUCCGGUGUGGAAGAAAAGGAAGAUGUGAUUAAUUUAUAUGGUGAGGAUAUGACCAACCGAUGUCCCAUCGAUGGGUACGACGAUAUUAGCACGGGGGGAACUACCAUUGGAAAUACGUCCGAUGGUGAAGUAACUGCUCAUGGAGAAAACGAAAGCGGUAGCACAGAAGAAAUUUUUCUAGGUGAACAAGUAGAAGAAACGGAGAGGGAGACGCAUGGGCAUCACAAUCCGAAUGGGCAUAUUUGUGUAGAUGGGGAAGAUAACAAUAGAGGGGAGGGUGACCACGCUGAUAUGCCGCUAAUUAGCGAAGCGCAGCAACCCCCCCUAGCCAGCAGCAUCGAUGAGAGCCCCAAAUUAUUCGCAGAUACAGUGGAUACUGUUACGAAAAAGACGCACGAUGAGGAGAACAAAGUGGAAUGCUACACUAAUACGAAUGGACAAACUACGCAAAUCUUAAUGGAGGGGAAAGAACUAUGCACAGAAGGGCACAAAAUGGAUGGAGGUGCAGAGAAUGUAAGUACGUACGAGACAAAUGCGGACAUUUCACUCCAAAGUGAUUCCCACCCCAUCGAAGAAAAAGACGCAACUGAGGGAUGCGAACCUGGAGCAGAGGCAAAGGGGAGUGACAAUUGUGACGAACAGUACAAUUCUAACGAACCCCAGAAGAACCCCCAAAGUGAAAAACACAUCAAAGCAGUAAUAACAGAAGGGAGAUCGGAAAUUCCACUAAACGAUAGAGAGAUAAAAGGAAUUGUAAAAAGUGAAGUUCAAAAAUUUGAAGGCCAAAUUAAAGAGAUGUCGAAAGAAGAGCUAAAGGAUAAAAUAAUGACCUUGUACCUAAACGAGUUGUUAAGAAAAAAAUACAAAGACAUAUUGAUGGAGGAAGAAAAGGAAGCACUGAAGAAGGUCCUAACGGUUAAGUAUAAUGAUAUAUAUUUGAGAGAAAAAAAAAAAAUGCAAAAAAAAUUACAAAAAUGUAUGAGGAAAAAACUAAAGCAGGCAGAAAUGCUACUAAAGAAAAGUUACGAAAGUGAAAAGGAAAUUUUUUCAUGUCUAAUGAGAAAUCAAAAAAAGGAAGAGGUCAAAAUGGAAAGAAAUAAAAUAGAAGAUGAAUUAAAUAGGGUAAGGGAAAACUACCUUAGCAAAAUAAAUUCCUAUGCAUGUGACGUUGAUGCUAUGAAGGACAAUCACUUUAGGGAAAAAGUCAAAAUGGAGAAACUAAAGACUAUAAACGAUAUUCAAAAUAAAAUUGUCCUUUUGCAGAACUGCAUUAUUCAAGAUUUAUCCAUUGAAUCUAUUUUAAUAGAUUUGAAGAGACACUUAAAAAAAGCUUCUUUCCUAGACACGGUAUUCGCUACCUUGCCUGAUAACUUUUUUUCCUAUACAUUCAAACCGACAUCGAACAACAUAGAAAAAAUGAAAAAAGAAUUUUACAUUUUAUACAAAGAAGGGGUGAAAGAAGCUUUCAUACAACAUAAUGAGAAUUACUUCUUAAAAAAAAUUAUAGGUGGGGUUGCUUCCUUUUUUUACUUAAAUUAUGAACCGAAAAUGAGCAUAAUUUUGCAUAGGGCAUUGAAGGAUGAUUCUGCUUUAAAGUCUAACUUGAUAUAUUUGUCUUACGCCUUAAGCAGCGUGCAACAAAAUCAGUUUGUCGAUGCUCUGCGCUAUAUUGAUGAGCUCACCGGCAGCUGCAGAAAUACGUUUUUGCCCUUCAGCGAGCACGCCAGAAAUGUGGUUCUCUUCAGAUACUACUUGCGGCUCGCUGUGUCCCGGCUGAUGCUGACCGGCAAGGCUUUGCGCCUGGCGGAGUAG